Mus caroli (Ryukyu mouse) is the source of this 696-nucleotide messenger RNA. RefSeq names its product interferon kappa (gene Ifnk). Gene Ontology annotation, cellular component: extracellular region. Lineage: Eukaryota; Metazoa; Chordata; Mammalia; Rodentia; Muridae. Gene Ontology annotation, biological process: defense response. The record is from RefSeq and is a predicted model, not a curated record. Gene Ontology annotation, molecular function: cytokine receptor binding.
AUGACUCCAAAGUAUUUAUGGCUGGUGGCCCUUGUGGCUCUAUACAUUCUGCCCAUCCAAUCUCUGAACUGUGUUUACCUGGAUGAUACCAUCUUGGAAAAUGUGAAACUUCUGGGCAGAACCAUGACCGGCUUUCCCUUAAGAUGUCUUAAAGAUAUCACAGAUUUUAAGUUUCCUAAAGAGAUUUUGCCAUACAUCCAGCAUAUGAAAAAGGAGAUAAACGCCGUCUCCUAUCGUAUAUCCACUCUGGCACUAACUAUCUUCAAUCUUAAAGGCUCCAUCCCUCCGGUGACAGAGGAACACUGGGAACGCAUCAGAUCGGGACUUUUUGACCAAGUGCGGCAAGCUCACGAGUGCUUCAUGGACGAGGAGAAAGAGAACAGGGAACAUCCUCACUCCGAGGACUUCCUGACAGUCUACCUGGAGUUGGGCAAGUAUUUCUUCAGAAUCAAAAAGUUCCUGAUAAAUAAGAAAUACAGUUUCUGUGCGUGGAAGAUUGUCACAGUGGAAAUAAGAAGAUGUUUCAUUAUAUUUUCCAAGUCCAGAAAACUACUCAAAAUGACAUCAGGAAAAAUUGGCAAAGGCAACAUCUACAAGCCUGGCAAGAGGCACAGGUCCCAACAGGUAUAUACCAUCAAACCUCCUCUAGUCGACCCUCGGGUGACAGUUCCGGUCGCUGCGGGCUUUGGAAGGUGA